Messenger RNA from Aspergillus mulundensis, 1683 nucleotides. RefSeq names its product putative lysophospholipase. The transcript is spliced from 3 exons. NCBI's taxonomy places the organism in Eukaryota, Fungi, Ascomycota, Eurotiomycetes, Eurotiales, Aspergillaceae. Gene Ontology annotation, molecular function: protein binding; asparaginase activity. The coding region runs from base 1 to 1683 and encodes 560 amino acids. The record is from RefSeq and is a predicted model, not a curated record.
AUGGUCGCCGCCGACGAUGUCAUCCCAGAAUUGGCCGAAGGCCAGAUGGAACCCCCAGUUCCUGAAUCACGGGUGCUGCUCAUCAUGACUGGAGGUACCAUCUGUAUGCAACCGUCGCCAGCCGGCUUGGUGCCUGCGCGAAACUUCCAGGAGCAAUGCCUGGCUCCGGUGCCUUCAUUCAAUGAUAGGUCCAACUCCACUAUGAUGGACGUUGUGAUUAACGGCUCUAGAGAGAUCAAAGCCCAUCCAAGUCUGCGGACUCCGCUGACAGCGUAUGGCCGGCGGGUGAGGUACACCGUCUUUGAAUUCGAUGAGCUCCUCGAUAGCAGUUCUAUCGACGCCAAAGGUUGGGCGGAGAUUGCACGGACCAUCGAGCGAAACUACACACUUUUCGAUGGUUUCGUCGUGCUUCACGGUACGGACAGUCUAGCAUACACCUGCUCCGCACUGAGCUUCAUGCUGCAGAACCUCGGAAAGCCGGUGAUCCUCACGGGAUCCCAAGCUCCGAUGCUGCAGCUGCAAAGCGACGCUACAGAUAACCUGCUCGGGUCAUUGGUUGUGGCUGGCCACUUCAUGAUUCCGGAGGUCUGUCUGUACUUUGACAACAAGCUCUUUCGAGGCAACCGGUCCACCAAGGUAUCGGCCAGCGAUUUCAAUGCGUUCAACUCACCCAACUCGGCACCGCUGGCUGUGACGACGUCAAUGCGUACAAACGUCAACUGGGAGAUUGUGAACCGGCCGAAGAGCCUCGAGCACUUUAGCAUCCAGACCAACCUAGACACUACACAUGUCGCCUGUCUCCGUAUCUUCCCGGGUAUCAAGCCGGAGAUGGUGGAUGCCGUGUUGAAAUUGGAGGGCCUGCGUGGAUUGGUUCUGGAAACAUUCGGCGCUGGAAAUGCGCCUCACGGUCAGGACAAUGCGAUGACCAAGGUAUUCGCUGACGCGAUCGCUCGAGGAAUUGUCAUUGUCAAUAUCACACAAUGUCUGACCGGUAGUGUCAGCCCGGUGUACGCCACUGGCAUGAGUCUCUCCAAGGCCGGCGUCGUCGCGGGAUUGGACAUGACCACCGAAGCCGCACUGACCAAGCUUGCUUACCUGCUUGCGCUCCCCGGGUCGACACCCCAGCUCGUGGCGAACAAGAUGUCCGUCUCCCUGCGUGGCGAGCUGACCGAGUCGUCGCAACCAGUCUUCCGUCAUCCCGAUGGAGCUCUGCCCGAGCGCGUUCAGGCGCUUACUGUCCUAGGGUACGCCAUCGCGCAAGGGGACCUUGCUCGUGUUGAGGAACUCAUCAAGAGUGAGCAUCAUUGGCUGCUGAACGAUGCAGACUACUCCGGAAACACUCCAGUGCAUCUGGCAGCGACAUCACCGUCAGUCGACAUCCUUCGGUUCCUGCUGCUUCAGGGCGGGUCGGUACAUCUACGCAACCGCAACGGACGCACCCCGCUCUUCCUGGCGGCUAACGCCGGGCUGUCAGAACACGUGCUGCUGUUGCGCAAGUCGGGAGCGCAUCUGCACUCUGACGAGCGGACGGCAGCACAGCUCCUCGCGCGACGGCGGCCUGCGACCUGGGGGCUGGCCGGGAUUGGGCCACGUGAAGUCAGCGACAGAGAGAUGGAGGAGAUCGAAGAGGAUGAGUACCGCGCGGGGUCGUCGCACUGGCCGAUGGCGGGAUCUGCGCCCUGA